Messenger RNA from Vombatus ursinus (common wombat), 933 nucleotides. RefSeq names its product olfactory receptor 4C15-like. The coding region runs from base 1 to 933 and encodes 310 amino acids. The record is from RefSeq and is a predicted model, not a curated record. NCBI's taxonomy places the organism in Eukaryota, Metazoa, Chordata, Mammalia, Diprotodontia, Vombatidae. The transcript has a single exon. Gene Ontology annotation, cellular component: membrane. Gene Ontology annotation, biological process: G protein-coupled receptor signaling pathway. Gene Ontology annotation, molecular function: G protein-coupled receptor activity; olfactory receptor activity.
AUGGACAAUCAAAGCGAAGUGACUGAGUUUAUCCUCUUGGGACUUUCACAGAAUCCAGAUAUUCAGAAAAUAAUAUUUGUAAUAUUUCUGUUUUUCUACCUCACAGCUCUGGGGGUGAAUCUAUUUAUUGUUAUGACCAUCCUUUGUAGUCCCUCUCUUCUGGGCUCACCCAUGUACUUCUUCCUAGCCUUUCUUUCUUUCCUGGAUGCCUGCUUCUCCUCUGCCAUUGCUCCAAAAGUUAUAGUGGAUUCCCUCUAUGAGAGGCAAAUUAUCUCAUUCAGAAACUGUAUGACACAGCUUUUUGCAGAGCAUUUCCUGGCAGGUGUUGAGGUGAUCACCCUCUCAGCCAUGGCUUAUGACCGCUACGUAGCCAUCUGCAAGCCUUUGCACUAUGUUACCACCAUGAGUCGCCGCCUGUGUUUGCUCCUGCUGGGGGUGGCCUGGGUAGGAGGUUUUCUUCAUUCCACUAUCCAAAUGGUCUUCAUUAUCCCAUUACCCUUCUGUGGCCCCAAUGUGAUAGAUCACUUUUUCUGUGACUUGUAUCCUUUGCUGAAACUGGCCUGUACUGACACUCAUGCCCUUGGUCUUAUGGUUGUGGCCAACAGUGGGUUGAUGUGUAUUAUCAAUUUUUUUAUUUUGCUUGUCUCUUAUGGAGUCAUCCUGCAUUCUCUGAGGGCAUACAGUGCAGGGGCACGACACAAAGCCCUCUCUACUUGUGGCUCUCACAUAACAGUAGUUGUCCUGUUUUUUGUUCCAUGUAUAUUUAUAUAUGUACGGCCUCCUUCUACUUUUUCUUUGGACAAAACUGUGGCAAUAUUUUAUACUAUAAUAACUCCUACAUUAAACCCUCUGAUCUAUACUUUUAGAAACACAGAAGUGAAGAAUGCUAUGAGGAGGUUUUGGAAUAGAAAAAUCAUUUCUGUUGAAAAAUAG